AUCAUUUUUAUGCUACGCCAAAGUUUUUGUAGCUCCAGUAAAAAAUCCACGUAGUCAAAGCGUUUCGCGAUUCAAUAACAGGUACCUAACCUAACCUACUAACUAAUACAAUGGAUCGAUUGGUAUAAUUUUGACUUCUUAUGUAUCGUGUGACCCGAGCACGUCCAGGCCUACGAUGGCCUAGGCAUCAGUUACGAUCUUCAAAAAGAUCUUAUGUAACCGAUGUCGAUGUAGAUAAGGCAAGACAAUAUUGUGUCGCGCAGCUGAGACAGUCUGACUAUAAUUCUUACUUGAUUCGGAAUAUACUACCCAAACACCGCCAGGAUGCUUAUGAUGCCUUGCGAGCUUUUAAUCUUGAGCUGGUCCGGCUUCCAGAGCUUGUAUCAAACCCCACCAUUGGUUUGAUGAGGAUGCAAUUCUGGCGAGAUGCUGUCAAUGACACUUUCGCCGGCAAGCCUCCAAAAGAGCCUAUUAUGACCUUACUUUACAAGGUCAUAACGGAUCUCGAGGAGAUGGGUGGCAAUCCAAGCUCUAUCAAGUUCUGGCUGUUACGUCUGAUUAAUACUCGAGAGCAAUAUAUGGAUAAUAGACCGUUCACCAGUCUAUCUUCGUUGGAGGAGUAUGCGGAGAAUACUUACUCAACCCUGAUGUAUUCAAAUCUAGCAGCACUCUCUAUUAAUUCGAUGCACAUGGACCAUCUAGCUAGUCACAUUGGAAAAGCAUGUGGUAUUGUGGCUAUCCUUCGAGGUGUCCCCUUUUUAGCAGCCCCUUCACCGCCUGUUAAAUCACCCGAUGGCGCCAGUGUCGGCAGCGGUAGGAACCCAGUUUUGUUGCUACCGCUAGACGUCAUGGCAGAGACGGGUCUAAAGGAGGAAGAUGUCUACCGAAACGGUCCUCGUGCUGAAGGUUUCCAAGAUGCUAUCUUCAAAGUCGCGACCCGGGCAAACGAUCACCUCAUCACCGCAAGAGAGAUGUUGAAAAACCUUAACGCAGGGCAAAGUCCCGGCCAUGAAUAUGAGCACCACGGCGAAGAGCAACACGAAUACCCGUUAGGCUCCCAUGGAGAUGAAGACACAAAGCGAGACCUCCGACGGGGGUUUAAUGUCCUGUUGGAAAGCAUUCCAGCUAACGAUUACCUGAUGCGGCUUGAAGCCAAGAAUUUCGACCCCUUUACGGUAACCAGUAGUUGGAAACUCCCAUGGCGAUUAUGGAGAGCAAUGAAAACGAAGCAGAUCUAAGAUUCACUGCGCUAGUUACAAAUCUUGUGUGGAUAAUAUAACCGAUCACUUACAAGCGCUUUCCUGUAUUUAUAGAUAAUCUCGUCGAGUGUUCCACGACUCUUAACAUGGCCACCGCUAUUACUGGUACUUGGCAGGUCCGAAUAUCAAAUGUCACGAAAUACCAACUAUGAUGAAAAGAGAAGUUCGUAUGGGUUCCUCGUUUCCUAUAACAGUUUAGAUUAUAAAUAAAUCCUGAAGACGAUUGCUGUAUAUAUGUCCAAUAGGAGCAUUGGUGAUCCUUAACCUUGUGAGUGCACGGUCACUGUC
Messenger RNA from Daldinia caldariorum, 1547 nucleotides. Its product is annotated as Squalene/phytoene synthase. The coding region runs from base 141 to 1238 and encodes 365 amino acids. The transcript has 2 exons. Gene Ontology annotation, cellular component: mitochondrion. Lineage: Eukaryota; Fungi; Ascomycota; Sordariomycetes; Xylariales; Hypoxylaceae. Gene Ontology annotation, biological process: biosynthetic process; mitochondrial respiratory chain complex I assembly. The record is from RefSeq and is a predicted model, not a curated record.